AUCGGCCAUAAACGCAUGUUAGUCUCGUAUACGCGCGACUCUUCACUCACGGAAAUCAACACGCUGCGUUGUCAAGUAGCAGGACUACUUAAGACCGUUCAAAAAUAUUUUGUAGCUCUCGCUUCAAAAAUUCGCAGCAGUGAAGAAAUCGUAUCGAGUUAAACAAAGCGCGCCAAUUCGAAACACCUAGUGAAGCCAAGACCUUCUCCACCUGAUCUUUCUAACGCAGAGGAGGUCUUCCUCUUCCUCUACUACCACCAGCUGGUACCGUAUCGAAUACUUUCAGAGCCGGAGCGUUUGUAUCCAUUCGGACAACAUGACCCAGCCAACCUAGCCACUGGAUCUUUGUUCGCUGCACUACGUCUAUGUUGUCGUAAAGCUCAUACAGCUCAUCGUUUCAUCGUCUGCGAUACUCGCCGUCAUCAACGUACAAGGGUCCAAAAAUCUUCCGCAUAAUCUCGAACCAGCUCCUGAGAAGGGAGCAUUUAAUAUGCCAUUUUGGAUAGAUCCCAUUUGGGCCCAUAACCCCACCGAAGAUGCAGCGUCACAAAAUGCUUUGGUGCCAGGAUUUUUCUGAAUAAACCCUUCAAGAGAGUGUCACCUGGCCAAUGUAGGGGCCUAACGGAAACUGUUGCACAAACGCACAUCUCUGCUUCUGGCGUAAGAUCGAGGGAAAGCUAAGAUGUUUGAGGAAACUAUGAUAUAAAAGAUUGCGCUUAUCGCGGCACCGCUGCUCGAUUCUCAGUGAAUUUAACAUAAUAAGAUGUUUAGGUUUCCCAAACACCACAUCAAUAAUUUCGACACCACAAAGUUACGAGGAUUUACAAAUCCGGUUAGACAGAAGGCUACUGCGGUCGGUUGAAACAGAUACCUGACCAUUGAGCUUUAAGAAGCACCCAUUUUUUAUGGCUCCACCGGCAACAUCAACAGCGUCAACGUCGCCACUGCUGCUACCAACACAAACGCUUUCGAGCUGCCACCUCUUACAGUCGACGCAUUGGGCCAACUUUGCGUUACUUCGGCGGUGGUAGUAACCAACCCAGCGUUGACCAGCAACAGUUGCCGUUGGCGUUUGAAGGCAAUUCCUAUGCCAAAGUUACUAUACCCGAUAUGUUUUUCGCCAAACAAGUGGUCUCUAAUUUGCAUCGUAAAAAAAUCGGCCAUAAACGCAUGUUAGUCUCGUAUACGCGCGACUCUUCACUCACGGAAAUCAACACGCUGCGUUGUCAAGUAGCAGGACUACUUAAGAAUAUGCCAUUUUGGAUAGAUCCCAUUUGGGCCCAUAACCCCACCGAAGAUGCAGCGUCACAAAAUGCUUUGCUCAAUAUCAAAUUACCGGAAUUAAAAUCAUUUAAUGUAUUGCCGAUGGUUUUGUCACCCUAUACCCUCUCUAAGGCCGAAAAUAUGAAGCAAAAGUUAUUCAAUUUUGAAAAUCAUGAUAGAAAAAUAGCCUGAAAAACUUGCAAGCAAUUAGAGUGGAAAUUUGGUCUUAAAUUAAAAUUUGUGCGUCGAUAAGUUUGUCUAGAAAAUUCGAUUAGUUUAAGCCUUUUAUUUAUUUAUUUCUUUUUUUUUUAAUUAUAAGGAAAUUGUAAUGUUACCGCGCGACAUUGAAUUGAAUUGUUUCGUAUGUGUAGCAAAUAUUGAAGCGCUGAGAUAAAAAUAUUGUUAUUGUAAUAAAUAUCUCGAAAAUAUUUGGUAGGGAUCUAAAGAUAAAAAUAUUUUAACCUCAAUCAAUUCAAUUAAGUAAAAAUAUUUAAAUACCAAUUUUAAAUAUUGUAUUUAUUGUAGUAAUGCAGCAACAAAUAUGUCCAAAAAUCUAUUAUAUAAGUUAUUAAAAUAAAUAAAAAAAACUCGAA
This is a messenger RNA of Anastrepha ludens (Mexican fruit fly), 1856 nucleotides long. RefSeq lists its product as uncharacterized. The coding region runs from base 1111 to 1455 and encodes 114 amino acids. The transcript is spliced from 8 exons. The record is from RefSeq and is a predicted model, not a curated record. Lineage: Eukaryota; Metazoa; Arthropoda; Insecta; Diptera; Tephritidae.